Molecule: messenger RNA, 1306 nt
Organism: Helianthus annuus (common sunflower)
Lineage: Eukaryota; Viridiplantae; Streptophyta; Magnoliopsida; Asterales; Asteraceae
Product: nuclear transcription factor Y subunit C-3
Exons: 4
Coding region: 240-1010 (256 amino acids)
Biological process (GO): regulation of DNA-templated transcription
Cellular component (GO): nucleus
Molecular function (GO): DNA-binding transcription activator activity, RNA polymerase II-specific; protein heterodimerization activity; DNA binding
Source: RefSeq, a predicted model, not a curated record
ACUUAACCUAACACCCUUCAAUUCCAAAGUUUGAUAAAACCAAAAUCUUGCAUAUAUAUUUAUUGCAACACACUUUCCCCCUUUCACUUGUAAACCCUAGCAGAGCUCUCUGUCUCCUCUGAUCUUUCAUCAAUAAAUUCACCAAGAUAUUUGUCCAACUUUUUGUGGUUCGAUCGAAGAAGUUUGAAGCUUUUAAGGAUUAUUAUCAGUGAUCGUAAAUUGUUAGGAAGCCUGUGAAUAUGGAUCAACAAGAUCACGGGCAGGCACCAAAUAUGGGAGCAGUUGGCGGCUCAGCUCAGAUGCCAUACGGAUACCCACCACAAAAUCAAAUGAUGGGGCCCGGCCCGCCAGCAGGUCAAUCCGCACAGUCUGUCGGUCAUCCUUCACCUCCAGCUCAGCUCGCACAACAGCAACUCGCCUACCAGCACAUCCAUCAGCAACAGCAGCAGCAACUGCAUCAACAGCUUCAAAACUUCUGGGCAAAUCAAUACCAAGAAAUCGAACAAACAACCGAUUUUAAAAACCACAGUCUACCAUUAGCCAGGAUCAAGAAAAUCAUGAAGGCUGAUGAGGAUGUAAGGAUGAUAUCAGCUGAAGCCCCGGUCAUAUUCGCACGCGCGUGUGAAAUGUUUAUCCUUGAGUUGACUCUAAGGUCUUGGAACCACACUGAAGAGAACAAAAGGAGGACGCUUCAGAAAAACGAUAUUGCGGCUGCGAUCACAAGGACUGAUAUCUUUGACUUUUUGGUUGAUAUAGUACCACGAGAGGAUUUAAAGGAUGAGGUGCUUGCGUCGACAAUACCGAGAGGUGGGCCGGUUGGGGCUCCAACUGAGGGUCUUCCUUAUUACUAUAUGCCUCCGGCACAUCCUCCUCCACAGGUGGGUGGUUCGGGUAUGUAUAUGGGUAAGCCUGUGGAUCCUCAAGCCCACCUUUAUGGGCAGCAGACUAGUGCGUAUAUGGCUCAGCCUCUUUGGCCACAACAGCAACAAGAUCCACAGGGAGACGCGUAAACCAAGGAUAGGUUACUGGUGAGAAGCUUUUGGUGAUACUUGAAGUUUCAUAAGAUCAUUGUACCAUGGUUGGAAGACAAUGGGCUUUUGGGUUGAACUUGUAGUGUGUUGUGUGUUCAGUUUCCUUAAAUUAAUCUAGGGUUAUAAAAAAGGCCAUUUUUAACUGGCUUGGAUUGAGCAUCACUUGUAUGUACUUUGAUGAAACAACCUCUUUAUGCACUUGUAUAUUUGUGAUGCUUGAACUUCAAAAGCUCACUUCAUGCCUCUAAUACUUAGGCAUGUGAUUUCCAGUUCAA